Messenger RNA from Lichtheimia ornata, 771 nucleotides. RefSeq lists its product as uncharacterized. NCBI's taxonomy places the organism in Eukaryota, Fungi, Mucoromycota, Mucoromycetes, Mucorales, Lichtheimiaceae. The record is from RefSeq and is a predicted model, not a curated record. The transcript has a single exon. Bases 1 to 771 code for a protein of 256 amino acids.
AUGGAUUCGUUUCUUCAUCCUUUGAUGGAUCUAUAUGAAUCAGCCAGUCUCUGGAGCUUGAUAGUACUAGAGUUAUCGGUGUUUGCUCUUUGUCUCCAUUACGUGUUACCACAAAAGCAUCGCCAAGCCAGAACCGUAAAAUUGUCAGCACCUCCACAGCUGGUAUGGAAUACCAUUCUUGAUAUCCAGCGCUAUCCUUCUUGGCGAUCACAUGUGGUGGGUGUCCAGUCUCUGGAUGGCCUUCAUUUUUUGGAAUACGUCGCAAGGACUCGACAACAACUUGUUCAAAAGCAUAUUGGUGUCGUUGAUAAUCUCUCCACCACCACCACAGCCACAGGCACCACCACCACAGGCCAAUUCAAAACACGCGUACGAGCUAUUGAAAUGACCAAAAUCAAUGACAACACCCUUAUCCGAGUGGAUCGAGCCACACGUCACAACAAGUAUUUAUCAUCCAUUACAUCCGCUUCUAGCGUCAAGUUGGGACCACGGUCAUCAUUUGAGCGCGAAUGGGAGAUUUACAUUCGUCUAAGUAGCACAGGACAACAUACGCUAUUGACUUUGACAGAGACUGUAAGAAGUGAAGGAUACCUUGCACGAUGGCUUGGUCCCAUUCUUGGCGUUCAUCGCGUAUCACAGCGCUUUUUGACGGAUUUGAUGCAUGAAGUCGAUCGCUUACAAAAACAACGCGUAUUACAACAACAGCAAAAUCUUUGCGAAUCACCGAUAGCACUCGACAAGAAUGAUUGGAAAUGCGGGGUAGCUGCAUGA